GCCUCGAGCUGCGCGCCCGGGCUGCGGUGUCGGGCUCGCACACGAGCAUGCAGGACGACUCUCGACCGGUCAAGAGCGAGUGGGGCUGGCUGCGGCCCCACUCGACGCCCGCCACGCUGCUCUGGCUGCAGCAGAACUAUGAGGUGGCCGAGGGCGUGUGCAUCCCCAGGAACACGCUGUACCUGCACUACGUCGACUUCUGCGCGCGCAACGCCAUGCAGCCCGUGAACGCCGCCAGCUUCGGAAAGAUCAUCCGGCAGCAGUUCCCGCAGCUGACCACGCGGCGCCUGGGCACCCGCGGCCAGUCGCGCUACCACUACUACGGCAUCGCGGUGCGCGUCGGAUCGCUCUACUUCGAGCCUCCGUACGGCAAGGGGGCCGGCCACCGGCGCCCGCAGCCGCAGCAGGGCCCGCCGCCGGCUUCCCGGCUCGUGCUGCCGGAGUUCCCGCGAGUGCGCGAGCUGCUUCUGCCGGUCGGCGCCGACGCCGAGCAGCUGGCGGGCUUCGUGGCCAUGUACCGGGGUCACUGCCAGCGGCUGCUCGACGAAUGCACGCAGCCGCACGAGCCCCCGCUAGCGGGCGUGCUGCAGUGCGUGGCACACUUCUGGCGCCGCGUUCCCGCGCAUCUGGCGUCCCUGCUGGCCUCGAACGCCCUGGCCAACCUGGUGGGGGUCUGCGAUGGCCUCCUGUACGGCGCCGUGGCCGAUGCGUUGCUGCCCACGUACGCACCGCCUCCGCACGACAGCGUCAGGCAGUGCGGCACUGCGGAUACGAGUCUGGCUUCUUGGUGCAGCAACGCGUGCCGGGCCGCACGGCUGCUGUCGGAGCAGCUAGAGCCGUGGCUGGAUGCGGCGCUGGCGGGAUUCCCGGCGCCGCUGAGGGCCAUCAAGCUGCACAUGUGCCGCCGGCUGUCGCAGGCGCUGCGCCGCCGCCUCUCGCUGGCCAAGCUGUGGCCCGCGUGGCGCGCCGCGGUUCCCUCGCAUGACUGGGCCCUGCUGGACCUCACCGCCGUGAGCGCCGAGGCCGUGGCGCGCAGUCCCCGUCCGGGCACGCCGUCGGCCCGCUUCGUAUACGCGCGCGCGCACGAGCUGUGCGCGCUGCUGGGUUCCGACGAGCAAGCGCUGUCCGGGUGGCUCGAGGCCUUGGUGGAGCGCAGCGUGGCCAGCGCCGCCAGCGCCACGUGCGCCGCCGCGGGUCCCCUGGCGCGCCACUUCCUCGCCGUGUGGUGCGCGGCGGGCGCCGAGGCCGAGCGCCAGAUGCCCGCGCUGCGACCGCUGCGCACCCUGCUCGACGAGUGGGCACGAGCCCUGCUCGAGCGGUUGCUAGGGGACGCCCUGCUGCGACAGCUGCUCGACAACGUCGCCAGCGAUGCGCCGCCCGACGCUUGGACCAACAAAGUUUAAAAACUGCUUGGGAUCAACCCAUUCGGUGCUUGCCAUGAGUGGGAAGACUGUGUGUGUUCACUACUCAGCAGAAUUAUUUCACCAACCAAUGUAUUUCGCUCAAGGUCAGUGACUGAUGCCAACACUUGCGCACGUUCACAAUUGCAUUUUGCAUACUAAAACCUUCUCGUUGCGAUGUCAUGCAAAGUGAUAGUGAUUUUCUUAAGCCCAUGCUUUGGUUGCACGAAGGAGGACUCUAUUUUGCACGGCCAUGUUUUCUGUCAUAUACAGAUCGGAGUGGACAGUAGGCAGGAUCUUUCUUUUUCACCAUUGUUCCUUGAUUUUCAGACACGUAAAGCAGAUGAUAAUUUCAGGAAUCUUAUCAGUUUUAGACGGCAGUCUGUGAAUCGCUGAAACGACACUUUCAGACAGUGGCGAAAGCUCAAGUUUGGAAGCAAUCUUGCUUACUUCCGUCAUGAGAGAUUAAUAUUUUUGCCACUUCAAGCCGUGAAUUUCUAUGUUGAGAUUACGAGCGUGAAAAUCGAGGUCAUUAAUGUCAGUUGAUAGCUUUUGUAUAUCGGUGUUUACUUUGGCCUCUUCAAGCUUUGUCACCCUAGAGUUGAU
Messenger RNA from Dermacentor andersoni, 2006 nucleotides. Its product is annotated as transcription factor RFX4-like. Gene Ontology annotation, biological process: regulation of transcription by RNA polymerase II. The record is from RefSeq and is a predicted model, not a curated record. Lineage: Eukaryota; Metazoa; Arthropoda; Arachnida; Ixodida; Ixodidae. Gene Ontology annotation, molecular function: RNA polymerase II cis-regulatory region sequence-specific DNA binding; DNA-binding transcription factor activity, RNA polymerase II-specific.